AUAAAUAAAGAGUUUAAGCCAAAGAAGCUAUUUUACCAGAAGUGUAGGACAAUCAAUCAAUGGCAAAGCAAGACUCUCUCUCUCUCUCUCCCCCUCUCUCUAGUCUCUACCCACUAGCAUGUACAAGUACAAUAUUUGAACAAUUAAUAACAAUCGGAAGACCAAGUUAAACGUAUUUAUAAAGAACCCCAGUUGGGUAUUGGGAUCUAUACAUAUAUAUAUAUAUAUAUAUAUAUAUAUAUCAGACUAUCAGAGAAGUGGAAGAGGGAGGAGGAGGUAAGAUAAGGAAUAUGAAAAGGAGCAGAGAUAUGGAGAAGAGAUCAGAGGUAAACUCUGUCAUUGAUGAACUAUCCAUGCUUGUUAUAGUUAAACCUGGAGGAAAUCAUGAGGCUGCACACAUCCCCACCAAGCCUUUCCUAUCUCUAUGUUACUUGGUUCUACAAGUUCUUGAUAAGAUAGGGCCAACAAUGGUUGUUUUGAGACAAGACGUUCAACAGAAUAUUAAGAGAUUGGAAGUGAUGUAUGAAUCAAAUACCUCACUGAAUUCAAAUCUGGUUGAGAUAUUGAAAUCAGAAGCUAGCAAAGGCAACGCAAGGAAGAGGUGUAGUUGCAGUAAAGCCUUUGUUUGGCUCACUAGAUCCCUGGAUUUCUCCUCAGCAUUGUUACAAACACUAGCAAAAGAUCCUCAAAAGAAUAUGGAGCAAGUAGUUCAAGAGUCUUAUGCUGCAACUUUGGCACCUUGGCAUGGAUGGAUUUCAUCAGCUGCUUUCAGAGUGGCUUUAAAACUAGUGCCAGAUAGUAAAACUUUCGUGGAUCUCCUCAGGGAAAAAGAUGAAAACUGUGAUACCCUAAAUGAGAAAAUGCAGAUCUUGGUGUCUUUGCUUGUGCCUUUUCUUGAGGAUAUCCAUUGUAUUCUAGUAAUAUAUAACUUGGACAGGCUUAAGUCAACUUGAAGUCAAGAUAGAAGAACAGAUGUACAGGUUUGUGUAUUAUACAUUUUGGUUUCCGUCUCCACUCUUCUCAUGUAAAUGGCUUGUACAGUGAAAUUUGUAUCAAUACAACUCUUUAGUUACAAGUUUGCAUCCGGCUGGUCAACAUGGGUAUAUUUAUACAUCAACUUUUUGUUAGUUGAAUUUCAGUUUGAUUUUAUCUACACG
Molecule: messenger RNA, 1157 nt
Organism: Gastrolobium bilobum
Lineage: Eukaryota; Viridiplantae; Streptophyta; Magnoliopsida; Fabales; Fabaceae
Product: glycolipid transfer protein 2
Exons: 6
Coding region: 291-953 (220 amino acids)
Biological process (GO): intermembrane lipid transfer; ceramide transport
Cellular component (GO): cytosol; cytoplasm; membrane
Molecular function (GO): ceramide 1-phosphate binding; ceramide 1-phosphate transfer activity
Source: RefSeq, a predicted model, not a curated record